AUGGUUAUGAUAGUUUUAUUUAAAUAUGUAUAUAUUAUUUAUAUUUUUCGAAGUAAGCAAAACAAAUAUUUGGUUGAGUGCUACAAUCAUCAUAGAAAAAUAUACGCAAGAAACUAUCGUUUACUGGCGAAAUAUAAGCAGGAUAAGGAUUCAAUUAUUGUAUGUUUAGAGGAAGAAAUACCAAAUAGAGUAAACGAUAAAAAAAAUAUAUCUAAUAGUGAAAAAUUGGUCUCAGGAGAAAAGAAACAGUCAAAUCGAAGUUUCCCAAUAAAUGUAAGAGGCCAUAAAAAAAAUAUAAAAAUAAAUCUUGUAUAUUUCUAUAUGGAAAAAAAAUAUUCAAAGAACUUGAUUAUGUAGAUUUUCUUAAAAACAACAGAACAAUAAGUGAUAAUACUUAUAAAAAAAUAAUAUAAAAAAUGCGGAUUGCGAUUUGCUUUACCUAUAUUUCUAUUAUUGGUCUUAUCAAUAUCAUUUGUGUUAGAUAAUUUUUGGAUAUGGGAUGUUUGAUGGUUUGUUUAGAUUAAUAAAAGUUACUCAGGAUUCGGAUGGAUGAAAGAUUUAACUUUAAAUUUGUGGAAUUCCCCUUUUAGAUGGUUAUUUGUAGGUCAAAAUUGUUGA
Molecule: messenger RNA, 618 nt
Organism: Plasmodium malariae
Lineage: Eukaryota; Apicomplexa; Aconoidasida; Haemosporida; Plasmodiidae
Source: the annotation of a RefSeq genome assembly